Oryza sativa Japonica Group (Japanese rice) is the source of this 2782-nucleotide messenger RNA. Its product is annotated as digalactosyldiacylglycerol synthase 1, chloroplastic. Gene Ontology annotation, molecular function: digalactosyldiacylglycerol synthase activity. Gene Ontology annotation, biological process: galactolipid biosynthetic process. Lineage: Eukaryota; Viridiplantae; Streptophyta; Magnoliopsida; Poales; Poaceae. Gene Ontology annotation, cellular component: chloroplast outer membrane. The record is from RefSeq and is a predicted model, not a curated record.
CUCUCCUCUUCUUCCUCUCGCCAUCUCACUCGACUCGCCCAAGAACUCGGAGGUGUUCGACGCGGUCGCCGCCGCAGCAGCAGCGAGCCAUGGAGGCGAGGGCGUCGCCGUCUCCGUCGCCGCAGCGGCCUGCGUCGAUGGGUAGAGGCGGCGGAGGAGGCGGAGGAGGAGGGGACGCGAGCGCGGCGCUGUCGUUCAUCUACAAGGGGUGGAGGGAGGUGCGGGACUCGGCGAGCGCGGACCUGCGGCUGAUGCGUGCGCGGGCGGACUCGCUGCGCACGCUCGCCGACCGGGAGCUGGAGCACCUCCUGGUGUCGGCGUCCACCACGGUGGCGGCGCCCGCGCCGCCCGUCGCGGCGGGGGCGCCCAUCGCGGAGGUGGAGUUCGUGCGCAACCGGAUCCAGCCCAAGAUCUCCGAGCUGCGGCGCCAGUACGCGGCGUCCGGGGACUGGGAGCUCGGCCUCGGCAGGAGGGUGCUCGAGGGCUGGGUGGCGCCUCCGCCGCCCAGGGGCGCCACCACCGCCCGCGUCGACCUCUCCGGGAUCACCGCCAUACGCAACGCCCUCGUCCCUGAGGUCGCCGGCGGCGGCGGGGCGAGCACCGCCUGGUGGAGCGGGGAUGAGAUGGAGGAGGAGGAGGAGAAGGAGUGGGAGGUGGUGAGGAUGAUUCGCGGCGGCCUCAAGGAAUUGGAGCGCCGCAGCCAGAGCAGCGGCGAGAUCUUGGGGGGAAUCCCUGGCCCCAGCGAGCUCGUCGAGAAAUUCAAGUCCAGACUGAAAUCAUUUAACAUGGAGCCUCUUGGAUCCAAGGAAGUUCCUCCUCUUGAUCUGACUGAAAUUAUGGCAAAUCUAGUUAGGCAAUCUGGGCCCUUUUUGGAUCAACUUGGUCUAAGGAGAGAACUACGUGACAAACUAGUGGAGACAUUGUAUAGCAGACAAAAUCAUUCCCUUUCAGCAGAUUCAUCCUUACUCGGAGAUGAUAACUCAACGGAUGAGCUUGAUUUAAGAAUUGCUAGUGUGCUACAAAGUACUGGUUAUCAUACAGAUGAUGGUUUAUGGAACGAACCUUCAAAAUACGAGGUUUCAGACAAUAAAAGGCAUGUUGCAAUAGUCACCACAGCAAGCCUACCAUGGAUGACAGGAACAGCAGUUAAUCCAUUGUUCCGGGCAGCAUAUUUGGCAAGAAACUCAAAACAGGAUGUCACACUGGUGGUGCCUUGGCUUUGCAAGUCAGAUCAAGAACUUGUGUAUCCAAAUAGCAUGACCUUCAGUUCACCAGAAGAGCAGGAAACAUAUAUAAAGAAGUGGCUGGAGGAAAGGCUUGGGUUUGAAUCAAACUUCAAGAUAUCAUUUUAUCCUGGCAAGUUCUCCAAAGAGCGCCGUAGCAUCAUUCCUGCUGGGGAUACAUCACAGUUCAUUUCAUCGAGAGAAGCUGAUAUAGCAAUAUUGGAAGAACCAGAGCAUCUGAACUGGUAUCAUCAUGGGAAUCGUUGGACUGACAAGUUCAAUCAUGUAGUUGGCGUAGUUCAUACGAAUUACCUAGAAUAUAUCAAGAGAGAGAAGAAUGGUGCUCUUCAAGCUUUCCUGGUCAAACACAUCAACAAUUGGGUGACCAGAGCAUACUGCGAUAAGGUUUUACGUCUGUCUGCAGCAACUCAGGAUCUUCCUAAGUCUAUUAUUUGCAACGUCCAUGGUGUAAAUCCAAAGUUCCUUAAGAUUGGAGAUAAAAUAAUGGCCGAUAGGGAGAAUGGGCAGCAAUCAUUUUCCAAGGGAGCAUAUUUUCUGGGCAAAAUGGUAUGGGCCAAAGGUUACCGGGAACUGUUAGAUUUGUUGGAUAAACGUAAAAGCGACUUGCAAGGAUUCAAGUUGGAUGUAUAUGGAAGUGGCGAGGACUCACAAGAAGUCCAAUCUACCGCCAAGAAACUGAACCUGAAUCUAAACUUUUUUAAGGGAAGGGACCAUGCAGAUGACUCACUCCAUGGGUACAAGGUAUUCAUCAACCCGAGCAUCAGUGAUGUCCUGUGCACAGCAACAGCGGAAGCUCUCGCGAUGGGGAAGUUCGUCAUCUGCGCGGAGCAUCCAUCGAACGAGUUCUUCAUGUCGUUCCCGAACUGCCUGACGUACAGGACCCCGGAGGAGUUCGUCGCCAGGGUGAACGAGGCCAUGGCCAGGGAACCCCAGCCUCUCACCCCGGAGCAAAGGUACAACCUGUCGUGGGAGGCAGCAACCGAGAGGUUCAUGGAGUACUCAGACCUCGACAAGGUUCUCAGCCAACCUGUUACAGAAGGCGUGCACAGAAGCAAGACGAGAAGAACAAUUCAGAGUAAUCUGUCGGACGCCAUGGAUGGAGGAUUGGCGUUUGCUCACCACUGCCUAACUGGUAGCGAGGUUCUCAGGCUGGCAACGGGAGCGAUUCCUGGUACGCGCGACUACGACAAGCAACACUGCGUGGACAUGGGCCUCCUGCCGCCUCAAGUGCAGCACCCUGUAUAUGGUUGGUGAAGUAAACCAAACCUGCAUCUGCAUGCACUAAGUUACUGGAUAGUUUGUAGGUACAUAUGUACUGUACAUGACAAGUCAUGUAGAUCUUUGUAAAGUCUCGUACUGUAACAUGGGUAACUAGUCUAAGCUAUUGUUGUCAUUGUAUUGUACUGCUUGUAGUAAUAUUGUUUUUUGUCAGUAAAAUUGGAGCUUCAAGUAUAUAUGGUACGUUGGUACUAGGUUCCUUGUCAACAUGAAGCUCUCCUUUGUGCAGACAGCAAGUUAAUGGUAUAUACCUUUUCAAA